AUCAAAGAUUUAAACUAAAUUUAAUUGUAUUUUUUACUAUUAAAAAAUAAUUAUUAAGCAAAAUAAAAUAAAUCAUCAGGUGUAAUAAUCAUGAGUUAAAGUCAUUUAAAACGAUGUGCUGAAAGCAUUUACUUGAUGUUUUUUUUAAAUAUUUUUCUAAUCUUAAGUGGUUUGUCAAAUUUUAAAAAAUGGUUCGAAGUUUUUUUUUUUCUCACAGCAAUUAUAAAUUUGUGUCAUUCUUAUUUUCUGUUGACAAAUCCACUCUAAUGUGUUAUUAUUUCCCCCAUGGUGACCAAUGUACUCGACUUCUUGCGGGACGUCCGCUGCUACUAACUACUGCACUUGGGAUACUCACGGACAAGCGCGCUGUUGGAGACGAUGCUGUCCUGGCGACGUUCUUCCUCGGACUGAACUCUGGAGGGGGGACGCCGAGCACAGCGCUCAAUACUGGCUGUAGAGUAACUGUUGCUGGCAGAGCCUGCUCUGUGCCUAGGAGGCCUGCUGGACUCAGCUCUUCUUCUUGGUCUAGGAUCGAGUCCCUCCUUAACCUCAAGUUGUUCACUUUUCAUCGCUUCUAUGAAGAAAACAGCCAACAGCGCUUGAGGUGA
Nezara viridula (southern green stink bug) is the source of this 608-nucleotide messenger RNA. Lineage: Eukaryota; Metazoa; Arthropoda; Insecta; Hemiptera; Pentatomidae. The record is from the annotation of a GenBank genome assembly.